AGAGGGCAGGCGAGCAGCCGGUGAGCGCGGCGGCCGGUGCCCGGCGCUCCUUCCUUCCCCGCCCGCGGAGCGGGGCCGAGGCCGGGCGGCGGCGGGGCGCGCCCCCUGCGUGGGGCGGCGGCGGUGGGCGGCCGGGUGCCCCCGCCCCGCUCUGGAUGCCCAUCGCGGCUGCUCGGGCCGGGGGGUGGCUGCGGCUCCCCGGCGGGGGGCGCGGGUCAGGAUGCCGGUGCUGGAGCGCUUCUUCCCCGCGGCAGAGCCGGGCAGGCGGAGGAGGACGGGGGAAGAGCCGAUGCCCUUUCCCAUGGGCAGCCUGCCCGGUUAUCAGCAGGGGACCCUGGCCUGGGACUUGCCCGAGAUGAUCAAGAUGGUAAAGCUCGUUUGGAAAUCCAAGGGGGAGCUCCGCGGGGCGAAGCACAGAGGGGUUUUGGAGAGCGAGGAUGCCCUGGGCGGUUCGGCAGGAGAUGCACGGGUGAGAGGUCAGACAGGGGUUCUCUCCGAGCGCCGCGGCUCCUACCCAUUUAUAGACUUCCGUCUUCUUAACAAUACUACACUCUCAGGGGAAAUUGGCACCAAGAAAAAGGUUAAAAGACUGUUAAGUUUCCAGAGAUAUUUCCAUGCAUCCCGGUUGCUGCGUGGAAUUGUACCACAAGCCUCUCUGUACCUACUGGAUGAGGACUACCUUGGGCAGGCAAGGCAUAUGCUAUCUAAAGUGGGAAUGUGGGAUUUUGACAUAUUCUUGUUUGACCGCUUGACAAAUGGAAACAGUCUUGUAACACUGCUUUGUCACCUCUUCAAUGUGCAUGGACUUAUUCACCAUUUCCAGUUAGAUAUGGUUACGUUACACAGGUUUUUAGUUAUGGUUCAAGAAGAUUACCAUAGCCAAAACCCGUACCACAACGCUGUCCACGCUGCUGAUGUCACACAAGCUAUGCACUGCUAUCUGAGGGAGCCCAAGCUUGCCAACUUCCUCACCCCGUCGGACGUCAUGCUUGGACUGCUAGCUGCUGCGGCUCAUGAUGUGGAUCACCCAGGGGUCAACCAGCCCUUUCUGAUCAAAACUAAACACCACCUUGCCAGUCUGUACCAGAAUGUUUCAGUGCUAGAAAAUCAUCACUGGCGAUCUACGAUAGGCAUGCUUCGAGAGUCACGGCUCCUCGCCCAUCUGCCCAAGGAGGUGACACAAGACAUUGAGCAGCAGUUGGGCUCCCUGAUCUUGGCAACAGACAUCAACAGACAGAACGAGUUUCUGAUCCGUCUGAAAUCUCACCUUGACAAUCAGGAUUUGAGGCUGGAGGAUGCACAAGACAGACAUUUUAUGCUUCAGAUUGCACUCAAGUGUGCUGACAUUUGCAACCCUUGCCGGCUCUGGGACCUGAGCAAACAGUGGAGUGAGCGGGUCUGCGAGGAGUUUUACCGACAAGGUGACCUGGAACAAAAAUUUGAACUGGAAAUAAGCCCCCUUUGUAAUCAACAGAAGGAUACAAUACCAAGCAUACAGAUUGGGUUCAUGACGUACAUCGUAGAGCCGCUCUUUGAGAGGUGGGCCCAGUUUACAGGCGAUACUCCUCUAUCUGAAAAUAUGCUAAACCAUCUCAGGAGGAACAAGGCCAAGUGGAGGAGUUUGCUCCACAAGCAACACAGCAGUAGUAGGAGCAAUGACCACUCAGGUCAAGUGACUGGCAGCCAAGAACAGACUUAUAAUGAAGAAGAGACUCCUUAGUGGCAGCUUUGCACUUUUCCUUAUAGCACUGCUAUCUCUGUCUCGAUCACAGCAGCAAACAAAAUCCCGGGGAGCGAGGAGCCUGUUGUCAAGACUGUGAAAAGGGGGGAAAUGGCAAAGCAGAAGCUGUAAGGGUCCUCGCGAAGAAGCCCGCGGGUCUGCUGGGUUUCUUUCCGGAUCUGCUUCACGCCCGUCUCCCCUCUCUUUGUUCUGCACAUGCCUGACGCCAUUUGUCACUUCUGGCCAUGAACUGCCUGGACGCAGAGUCCCAGCCAGCAGUACUGAAGCUGGGCCGGUUUUGGCUGCCAGGGAGCAGGGGAGAUUCCCGAGAGAACAGAGGAGAGAGAGGCACUCCUGGUUAUAUAUCCAUUUACCACGAGUCAUACUGUGACAUACGCGUAUCAGCCCAGAGCGCCAUACGCUUUCCAGGUGGGCAGCUGGGCUACACAUUAAACCACCAGCAUCUUCAGCAUCCAGAGGACAGUGGCUGAGUGAGACAGCGCUCACAGAGGGCAGAGAGAGUCUGGUUAUUUUAGUAACUAAAACAAAAACCUUUUUAACUUUUGUAUUCUGUGCACUAAACAACAGAUCUAUAAACCCUGGACUGAAGUUACUCUCCGUAUACACAACUCCAGUGUAACAAGGCGCAUUUUGGUAAUCGUUUUUAUGCCACUUUGGAUAAAAGAUGGGUAUCUUCUCAUUGCAAGGAACAGUAUUCCCUCGCAAAUGAAAGGGAAGGUGUUGUACAGUCUAAACCUUUGAAACACGAACAGAUCUAUCUUUUGAGUACUGUUUCAAGUAACAUGUUUAUAUUCAUUUAUGUACAUUUUCUGUAAAUACAAAGCGCUACUGAUUCCCAUGCCAAAAUACUGGAGUACUGUGGGAUUGCUACCUGUAAAAACAUUGGCACUGUGAACAGAAUACUGUUAGUUUUAAUACAAGAGAAAGCAUUUGUAAAUAUGGUAUAGAGUUUAUUAAUAUACACCAUUGUUUGUGGAUAAAAGCCUUAACUUCUAGCAUCCUUCAUCUUCUGAUAGCUGCCAAAAUCAUACAGUCACAAAAUACGAUUCUGAACUGCCUUUCCACUAUCCAAGGUGUUUCAAAGGUCAUUAAGGAAUUAAGUCUGACAGGAUAACUUCUUGAAAACUUCAAGCACAUUCCAUGUGGGUCCGUGUUGUUAAUCCAUGGCACCUUGCACAUUCAGUCUAGGCAAAUGCUUCACAGAACCUGAAGUUUUAAGUUCAAAACCAAACCAAACCCACAGCAACACCACAUAAUUUGACAGUUCAACCUGAUUACCAUUUACUCAAGUGUGUGAAUUUUUAUUAAAUAGCUUAGUGAUCUACAAAGCUCGGCAUUCUAAUAGUUCUGGAGUCCAGUUGUUUUGUUGAGUGAUGUUGCUGUGUAGCUGAUUUCUUUCCCCCCACAUUCCCUCCUUAGCCAGGAUCAAAACACAUUUGUAUUUUUCUUUUCAUUAGGAAAAAAAUACUUCAAUUGACUUUUAGAUGUCUCACUCAAUGAAGGAAAAAAAAAAUGUGUUGUAGUCAGGCUAUUAAGAAAAAACCUCUUUUCAUAGUAGCUGAGGGAUUUUCUAUUGUCUCAUGUUUGUGAAAGAUACCUGGCCUCGUCUAUGCCGUAAACAACUUCAGUUUGGAUAGUCUUUAUAAAACUUUACUUAAGUUCCCAUCAUUUCAAUGAGAUUGUAUUCUCUGCCACUACUCUAUUGCACCAGUGUGAUUGUCCCCUUCUCCUCUGCCCCUAGAAAAAUUAAUUGGACUGAGGUAAAGUAUAAUGUUGUUGCAAACCCCCAGUACAUCGAAUGGGUAUAGGUAUUUUCCAAAAGAACUAGCAGAUAUGACCAUAUAAUCAUGUUUGGCUGUGAAUACCUUGGAGAGGCCAACAAAGAGCUGUUUAAGUUGGUGUUUGAGAAAGAGAAUAUUUACUCAUAAAAGCGCAAAGGGAGAUAUAGAAUUUUUCUCAGUUACAGGGAAUAUCGACUCGAUUAGCUAAAGUGUUCGUGUUCAUAUGGUGACUAAUAUGUUUAAAGGAAAAUAAAAAGUAAAGGAUGUGUUACUCUACUAAUUCCUUGGACAUGUAUCUUCAGAGAAAAAGACUGAAACCCAGUGAAGUAGGAAGGUGGAAAUCACUGUGAGAACAUAAAGCAUCCUGAGAAUGGUGUUUUUCUUCUCUAGCAUUUCCUAAGCUAUAAGCAGCAAAAAACAUUCUUCUUCCUCUUCUAAAUGAGACUCGCAUAGUAGCAGUACCAUCACAAGCAAAGAGAGAGAGUUGUAGUAGAAUAAAAUUAUUUCUAACUACAGACUGUAAAUCUCUUUUUAACCACCCAAUGGUGGAGGUGGGAGCCAAGAGAACCAAGAGAAGCAAGACCUGUUCUGUAACCAGAGCCUACAGAGUCCUUUACAAGUUUGCUCUUACCAAGUUAGAACUUCCCAGCCAUGAAAAGCUGCUCUUAAAAUGAACAGGUUGUGGGGUUUUUUGGUGCACUGAACAUACCUGCUAGACUUCAGUCACCUUGUUUAAUGAAACAAUGCUUGAUAUAGGCUCAGGGUGGCUCCACAAAUGCUUCUGUACCCAGAAGCCAAACCCUUUACACAAGUUCAGGUCGGGGCUGGUUUGCCUCAGGUGCUCUAGGCAAACGUUGGGGCCUGUAAUGCAAAAUGCUACCCUUUAAUUUCCCAUAGAAGAAGCCAAACUGCACCCAAUACAGCCAACCCAACAGCACCACUGCUCAGUAAUUGCAGUUAAGAUACAUAUUUAGUAUUGUCUAGAACAUUUCUGCACUGGGGCUUCUCCUCAUGAUGCCAACAGAAUACAAGAUGCACAGAAAAACGUUACACAGAUAAUACAGAUUUCUGCCAUGUCAGACGUGUUAGCCACUUUACAGAAAGCCGUUGUAAGUGACUUUUCUUUCUUAUUAUGCCAGUGCGGCUAAAACAUUCUGAAGCUUUAAAAUUGACGAUUUUAAUACAAGGAAAGAAGGAGAAAGCUGCUAAAAGCGGGAGUUUAAAUGCUUUUAUGGCCCACAAAUACAAUUCAUUUGACUAAACUCUAGUUUCUUUAAAUGCAGAUUUCAUGCCAUCAAAGAGGCAAGUUCUAUGUAAAUAACGACAAUAACAAUAAUAAUAAAAGAAAGUGGUGAUAAGUGAAACUUUCAGGCUGGUUAAAAUAAUGCAUACAUACGCAUUUUUCCUACUUACCUUUGGGUUUUUAAGGGUCAAUGUUCCAGCCACCAGCUGAAACGGGGAAAAAGGGACUAUUGAAAACGUGUACCUUUGAAAAACAGGAACAGAGAGAGGAGUGGCAGAAAUUAAGUAGAGUCUAUGGAGGAAAAGAAACCCCACAUGAUCAGCAGUUGUAUCUAACCUAAUCUACCACAUGGGUCACUUAUUUUUGUAUAAACUAUUGGUUUUCAUUAAGAAAAUCAAAGUCUCCUGAAUGAUCAGUAAGAAGGCUGCUACCACAGUAAAUGAGCUAAUCCUGUUUUUCACACUGCAUAGCUAUCUCACCAGCUUUUCCAAUCUCUGGUUGAAAUUUCUAUUAAAAGUUUCCAAGAAAAUAGAACACAAACCAGCCCUUCCAAAUGGACUAUCCUGGGAAAGGAGAAACACUCAAGUAGUCAUAAUGUUAUUUUCAGGUACCAGUCAGGGUACCAGCCAUGAUUCAUAGCCUUCUAUUUUAAGUCACUCAGCUGAGUUGUCCAUAAUGUACUCCCAUCUGCCUCCUGAUGCCACUGCCACCAUCCCCUCUCAUGGCCCACAAAAAGAAGAAAAACAAUACUUAAAUUUGAAUUAAGAUCCAAAAAAAGCCACCUGAAAACACAAACAAAAACCCAAGGCAAGCUCAUGCCAUGAAUAUGUAUGCAAAUUACUUUGAUUGGUGCAAAUUACUAUUCUAUAGUUUGUUUCUAUAAUCCAUUCAGUAUUUUAGGUACAUAAACUUUAAGUGCAGAGCAUAAGUUUGACUUGGAUGUAAAAUAUAUUCUGCUUAUCUUUGAAUUCAAGAUUGUAUAUGUCAUGUUUAUUGUAAAGCAUUUUAUAUAUACAUAUUCAUAUAUCUUAUACAACUCUAUGGGCCAAACACUGGUCCCACCAACUUCACCGGGACCAAGAAUCAGCCCCCAUAUGUGCGUAUAUAUGCCAUAUGCAUCAUUCUGAAAGGAAGCACUAGGUUGUGUGAAAAUGCUGUGACUGCUAUGCAGUAAUGCCAAGAGACUUAACUGUAUCUUUUUUAACAUACUGCUGUAAGUAUUCAUCAUGUCAAAGAAUGACAACUAAUAAAAAAAUUAAAAAAUUAAAAUGAAGUGUCCAAA
Columba livia (rock pigeon) is the source of this 6047-nucleotide messenger RNA. It is a transcript of the gene PDE7B, whose product is annotated as phosphodiesterase 7B. The record is from RefSeq and is a predicted model, not a curated record. NCBI's taxonomy places the organism in Eukaryota, Metazoa, Chordata, Aves, Columbiformes, Columbidae. The transcript is spliced from 12 exons. The coding region runs from base 221 to 1720 and encodes 499 amino acids. Gene Ontology annotation, molecular function: 3',5'-cyclic-AMP phosphodiesterase activity.